Prunus dulcis (almond) is the source of this 1252-nucleotide messenger RNA. Its product is annotated as putative F-box protein At1g65770. The transcript has a single exon. Bases 53 to 1252 code for a protein of 399 amino acids. NCBI's taxonomy places the organism in Eukaryota, Viridiplantae, Streptophyta, Magnoliopsida, Rosales, Rosaceae. The record is from RefSeq and is a predicted model, not a curated record.
GCUCUGCAAAACUACUCAUCAAAGUCAACAGAAGAAGAAGCACAAGGCCGACAUGGAUGGCAGCAGCAGCAGAGUCGACUGGACCAACCAUCCACCCCAACUCUACCCACUCAUCGCUGACCACCUCAAAACCCACAUCGAAGUCCUCCGAUUCCGCAGCGUCUGCAGCUCCUGGCGUUCUUCCAUUCCUCCGUUCCUCGCUACCAUAUCUCCCAAUUUCCCUUUCCCCCACGGGCCCACUGGCUUCCUCUCACAAAUCACCGUCUACCUCACCCGACCUGAUCCGAAUCCGAAUCCUUCCUCGUCAUCCUCGUCGUCCUCGUCGCCUUCAUCCAAGGGCUGGUUGCUGAAGCUCGAAGAGUGCGCGGACAAGAUUCGCCUUCUGAAUCCGAUAACCAACUGGCGGGUCAGCUCUGUCAAGGACGACGUUGCAAGAAAUCCAACGGAUUUGAACCUGGUGGACCUUAACAUGGUGGAGCUGGGCAAAGCAUAUGCGCUGAGAUACGCAAAGGGUUCUGGUUCUAUUUUUGGUAUAAACAAGGUGAUUGUAGCCACCAACUUUAUAGACCGCUCUAUUUUCAUGAUUUACGAUGAAGGAAAAUUGGGUUUUGCCCAAAUUGGAAAUGAGAAGCUCAGACUCAUCAAUGACCAAAUUUCUGAUUACGAUGAUUUGAUUGUGUACAAGGGUCAGCCUUUUGUUAUUAACAAAUGGGGUCAAAUUUUUAGUAUCAAUUCGUCUCUGGAAUUGGUUCCUUUUUCUCCUCCGAUUGGUUUUGGUUGCAGAAAGAAUUUAAUUGAAUGUUGCGGAGAGCUUUAUGUGGUGGAUAGGUACCUUGACCAGCAAGAUAAAAAAUCACAAGUACCUCUUCAUAAUGCCAGUUAUAAUUUUUUCCUUCGCCAUCCUCCCCUUCGUCGUCGUCGAAGAAUCUGCGACGCUGAUCGGCCCAAGGCAGUUGAUUUCAAGGUCUAUAAGUUGGGUGAUGAAGAGUUGGGGGGCAGAUGGGUUGAAGUGAAGAGCUUGGGGGAUCAAGCUUUCUUCUUGAGUGUUGAUUGCUGUUUCUCUGUUUUGGCUACGGAGUUGGAGGGUUGCAAAGGGAAUUGCAUUUACUUCACAGAUUCAAAUGACAGUGGUUUCGCGUUGAGAGAGUUGCUCAGAUCAGAUGGGUCUGUUUUCAGCUUGGAAGAUCGUAGCAUUAAUUGGCUUAGUUCUUCCCCUGUUUAUUCUCAGAUGUUUUGGCCACUCCCAGCUUAA